Messenger RNA from Caenorhabditis briggsae, 669 nucleotides. The coding region runs from base 1 to 669 and encodes 222 amino acids. NCBI's taxonomy places the organism in Eukaryota, Metazoa, Nematoda, Chromadorea, Rhabditida, Rhabditidae. The record is from RefSeq and is a predicted model, not a curated record. The transcript has 4 exons.
AUGACAAAAGACGCGAAGAACAUGUGUAAGAAUGUGGAAACGUACAAGGCAUCAGCCGAUCAUCUUCAUCAAGCAUUGAACUAUAUGCUUGUCGAGAAUCCAGUCACUUCGAAAUACUUACAUGAAGCUGUUAAGACUGAACCAACUUAUCGAUACGCUGGAUUGUACAUGAGAACUUAUGAUGGUGUGAAUAAGAAGGGAAGGAAGUUAGGAUCGAAACAGGAUUUGAAGGAAAUGGAGAGUCUGGAACCGGUUUCCAAAGUGUUGCUCCAACUAGAUGCUGAGCAAGAAAAGCGGGUAAAAGAGCAAUUGGAGCACUUGAAACCACUGACAAAGUUCAUUGGAGAAGACUAUUGGGAGUACGCCAGACUUCGGAAAAUAUACUGGGAUGCAUUGGAAGCCUAUGAUGAUGCGGUGACACUUCAGAAUAAGGAACGAACGGAGGAAGCGGAGCGAGCGACGGCGAAUGCACAGAACUGGAGAAAUGAGUGUCGGCAGAAGAUGAUGGUAUUCAUUGAGAAGACGAUUAAUGAGAAUAAGGGGAAACAUGCUGAGUGUGUUCUCAAGUUUCGUGACGAAGCGAUUCAGUUCCACAAAUCGAUGGCUGAUUCAAUACCGGCAUUCGAUGUGGCUCCGGAUGCUCAUAGUGCUAUUCAGCCACCAAAGUGA